GCUCCCGCCCCGGACUGCAACACCCACAAUGCAUCGGACGCGCCCUUCACUGACAGCAGCGCCUGAAACGUGCGAGUAAAGCAGCUCAAAGUCACAACAGCGCCAAAGAAAGUGGAAUAAAAUGUGCUUCCCCGCCUCUCCCACAGAACAGACACCUUCUUUGAGACAUAUGUUUUAAAUCCGCCGUGUUUUCAGUGUUAGUUUACGCUGACUGGGCUCCUCUUCUGCUGCUGUUUAUAAUCCCCUAAAGUUUGAGGUUUUCUGUGGAUCUUUGACCCUGAGAGACACAACAGGUGCUGUCCGACGCCCAGGUGUGAUUUGCGUGUCGGCCGGUGAGUCCCCUGUGUGCUGCGUGCAUGAAUGGAUCAGGUUAGGAUGGGUAAUGUGGUUCAGGAACGCCAGGGGGCGCUGGCACAGGGAGAAGUGCUGCCCCGUCCUGCUGCCAGCCAAUCAGAGGGUUUUAAACAGGGUCGAUCGGUCUUGAACUCUCUGGUUUCGGGAGCGUUUGCUGGAGCUGUGGCUAAAACUGCAGUCGCACCACUGGACCGAACCAAGAUCAUCUUUCAGGUGUCAUCAAAUAGAUUUUCGGCCAAGGAGGCGUACAGGUUAAUCUACCGCACAUAUCUAAAGGAUGGCUUCUUCAGUUUGUGGAGGGGAAACUCGGCCACAAUGGUGCGCGUCAUUCCUUACGCUGCCAUCCAGUUCUGCGCACAUGAACAAUACAAGGGCAUUCUGGGAAAGUAUUAUGGCUUCCAGGGCAAGGCUCUGCCGCCUGUGCCGCGUUUGCUGGCUGGAUCACUUGCAGGAACUACAGCCGCCAUUAUCACGUAUCCACUGGACAUGGUCCGAGCACGCAUGGCCGUCACACCCAAAGAAAUGUACAGUAAUAUCAUGGAUGUGUUUGUCCGCAUCUCUCGUGAGGAGGGUCUGAAGACGCUCUACAGGGGUUUUACUCCCACUAUUCUGGGCGUCGUGCCGUACGCAGGACUCAGUUUCUUCACCUACGAGACACUCAAGAAGACCCACGCAGAGAAAACGGGCCGUGCUCAUCCGUUCCCAUAUGAGCGUCUGGUGUUCGGAGCGUGUGCGGGUCUGAUUGGUCAGUCAGCUUCCUACCCACUGGACGUGGUGCGCAGACGCAUGCAGACGGCGGGUGUCACUGGACACACGUACAGCACAGUCUUGGGCACCAUGCGGGAGAUCGUGGCGGAGGAGGGCAUCGUCCGUGGACUCUAUAAAGGCCUGAGCAUGAACUGGGUCAAAGGUCCCAUCGCUGUCGGCAUCAGCUUCAUGACCUUUGACCUCACGCAGAUCCUGCUGCGCAAAUUCCAGCUCCUGUGAUACAGCACACGGUAGCAGCACAUGGAGGAACUGCAGUCCUGAAAGUAACCGAACAAACGCUUCUUUUUAAACCUGAGCAUAUGCUGCCAAUGAAACGUGUGAUGGAGACGAGUAGGGUUUGAUUUUAGAGAUUAGAGUGUGUUUGAGUGUGUUAGGACUCGCUGAAUGUAGACCUGCAGCACAGACUGAGUGCAAUACUGACUGGCUGAGUGAAUGGCUCAAAGAAAGAAAGAAUGAAUGAAUGACUGAUUGAAUGAGUGGAUGAAUGAAUAAAUGACUCGAAGGAAUGAAUGACUAAAAGAAAGAAUGAAUGAAUGAAUGAAUGAAUGAAUGAAUGAAUGAAUGAAUGAAUGAAUAAUGACUAACCAAAUGAACAGCUGAUUGUAUAAAUGAAAAAUGAAUGACCGAUUGAUUGAUUUGAUUG
Molecule: messenger RNA, 1765 nt
Organism: Danio rerio (zebrafish)
Lineage: Eukaryota; Metazoa; Chordata; Actinopteri; Cypriniformes; Danionidae
Source: RefSeq, a predicted model, not a curated record